Molecule: messenger RNA, 1260 nt
Organism: Aspergillus wentii DTO 134E9
Lineage: Eukaryota; Fungi; Ascomycota; Eurotiomycetes; Eurotiales; Aspergillaceae
Exons: 2
Coding region: 20-1258 (412 amino acids)
Molecular function (GO): NADP binding; NAD binding; oxidoreductase activity
Source: RefSeq, a predicted model, not a curated record
UGACAACAUCAACCACAAAAUGACAAAGCCAAACAUCGCAUUUAUCGGACUAGGGGCAAUGGGAAUGGGCAUGGCCCUGCACCUCCUCGAAGAUGGAUUCCCUGUAGCAGGAUUCGACCUCAACCCCAAGGCCCUCGAAACCCUCAAAUCAAAAGGUGGCAGCGCCGCCACGAGUCCCCGGGAAUGCGUACAAGACUGCGAAAUCGUCGUUGGAAUGGUCGCCAACGCGAAACAAACCGAAGCAGCCUUUUUCACCGAGUCCACUGGCGCCGUGUGGGGAUUAACAUCCAACGCGACGAUUAUCCUUUGCUCGACGUUUCCGCCCGAGUUCCCCGCGCAGGUGCAGACAUUGUUACGCACGCAGUUCGACAAGCCGGAUGUCAGCGUGAUCGACUGCCCUGUGUCGGGGGGCACGGUGCGUGCAGCGCAGGGGGCAUUGACGAUUCUCAGCUCCGGCGCAGCGACGGCGUUGGAGAGAGCAAACCCGGUGUUGAGGUCGAUGUCACAGCAUCUAUACGAAAUUCCGGGCGGGCUGGGCUGGGCCAGCAAGGUGAAGCUGAUCAAUCAGCAGCUGGCGGGGAUUCACAUUGCGGUGGCUGCAGAGGCGAUGGGGUUUGCGGUUACGCUGGGGUUGAAUACGAAGGCUGUCUAUGAAGGGGUUGUUGGGAGCGCGGCGAAUAGUUGGAUGUUUGAGAACCGAGUGCCGCAUAUGCUGGCGGAUGACUGGACGCCGUAUUCUGCGUUGGAUAUCUUUGUCAAGGACAUGGGCAUCGUCACUGCCGAAGGACACAAUCACCAGUUCCCCCUCUUUCUAUCCUCUGUUGUUGAACAAUUCUAUCUCCUCGGUGCUCGGAUGGGAUAUGGAAAGGAAGAUGAUUCAGGACUGGUGCGAGUAUUCUGUCCAAACGGGUCAGUGAGCGCUUCAUCAGAGAAUGAAAAUGCAGUUUAUAUCCAAGCCAUCCAUGAGCUGCUGGAGAUAGUCCAUACCUUUGCUGCAGUGGAAGCACUGGCGUUGAGUCAGAGAAUCCAACUGCCUCUGAAGGAGCUGGUGUCGAUCAUCAGCACUGCUGCUGGGUCCAGUGAGUCUUUCAAACGAGUGGCUGCAAAUAUGCUCGAUGGAGAUAUCUCGACUGGUGCAAAGAUAGCAGACAGUCGUGCUAAAUUGGUUCGUUUUUCAUCCAUCGUAUAUUCUUAUUCUGACAUGGACAGGACAAUAUUGUAUCUCUGGCAAAGGAAUUCCAGUAUUCGCUUCCUCUGACG